Messenger RNA from Caenorhabditis briggsae, 387 nucleotides. NCBI's taxonomy places the organism in Eukaryota, Metazoa, Nematoda, Chromadorea, Rhabditida, Rhabditidae. The record is from RefSeq and is a predicted model, not a curated record. The transcript is spliced from 3 exons. Bases 1 to 387 code for a protein of 128 amino acids.
AUGAGCGGAAGAGAUUUACGGAAAUUUACAAAUCACCAUUCUGCCAUCAAAGCGUCGAAAUCAGCUCUGGAGUCAAUGGAUUCCUUCUUUGCCCAGCUUCAACUGAAGACUUCUCAGAAAAAGUUUUAUGAACAAACGUGGUUCUUGAUUCUUGUGGGAGCUGUCCUUCUUCUUCUCAUUCUCGGAAUUGGGGCCUUUUUUGUGAUACGAAGUCGUAAAACGAAAGAGCCACGAGAAUUGAAUUCUUCAAAAUGUGACAAAGUCUCGUAUUUAUUGUACUGCAUUACUAGCAGAGAUGAGCGGAAGAGAUUUACGGAAAUUUACGGAAGACGUUUUAUCUUCGAAAUGAAAAAUGCUACCAAAAAGCUGUCAACAGACAAAAUGUAG